GUAACUUUUUACAAAAAAAAAAAAUUUGAGAGCAGGUUCAAAAUCUAAAACAUAUUAUUAUGACGAGACAUGGCAAACAACUUUCCAUAUAUAAAGCGCUAUGUUAUCGACCGGUAUAAAUCCAGAGGAAGGCAAUCAACUGUAGCUAGAAAUGAAUUCAACAGUGUAAGAAAUUCGAAUUUGCAAAACAAGACCGCUCUUUAUCUUAAUGAUAAACAAACUGCAGCUAUUACCAGUUGGAUCUUACCAGGGUGUUUCUAUCCAGGCGGAAAACUUGAGAGCAUCAAGUUAACUAAGAAGAAUCCAAUUAAAUACCAUGCAGAGGGUCACAAGGGUUCAAGUCCGUACAAUGAUCAAAAACGAACCAAUAUUUUUCAUGGAUUAGCUGGAUUCUUUUCCAAGCAGGGCGACUCAUGGGAAACUGUAAAAAACAAAGAAAUGCCUGUUAUAAUGAAUGUAACGAAAGAGGCUUGGAAAACCAUCAAAAAUAAGGAUAUUUCAGUUUUAAUGAAUGCACCAAACAAAGCCUGGAAACCAUAAAAAAUAAUGGGAAUCCUAUGAUAAUGAAUGUACCCAAAGUUAUGCCAAAUAUAAACCAACUGAAACUUAUUGCGAAGGAAUUAAUGGAUAAAUUACAAAGCCUAAGAGAUCCAAAGACCGGUAAACUAAAGCGGGAGUACAAGGAUUUUAUUAGUUUUGUGUCUUUCAUUGCAAGCUUGGGUUUGCUACGUGAUCGACCAAAUCCCAAAGCGACUCGCAUAACCCAAUAUUUUAUGCAUUCUUUCAACAAUGCGAAAUUGCAAAAUGAUGUCAGUAGCGUAAACAGUGAUCCUAAUAGAGUGAACAGUGGUGUAAAUUGCGCAAACGAAGAUAUUAAUAGCGUCAACAAUGAUGAUAUUGGCCUAAACGAAAAUGUUAAUAUCUGGAACCAAGAUCUCAAACAAUCUCCAGAAUUUCAACGUUUUUACCAAAAUUACAAGGAUAAUAUAAGAAUGGCGGACACCUACAUUGAGGAAGCUGUUCAGAGCUUUGAACUCGUUGAUAAUGACAAUACUCAAAGGAUCUUGGAGCAGCUACAUAAAUUCAAAAAUCAGGUGGCUGGAAUAAUGGCUAUUGGCAUGAUAUUUGUCGGCAAUAAUACGAAUUUUGAAAUCCCUCAGGCAGAUAGAGCCGGUGCAUUUGAUCAGAUUGGAGAAAAUAAAUGCAUUACAGAAAUGAGCUCAGAAGAGCCUCAGGCAGAUGCUCCCGUUGAGAAUAAUCAGGUUGGAGGAAAUGUAUCUAUCUUGGAUCAGCUGUGGGGACUCUCCAAAUAUGGGCCCACGGUCAUUACGGUUUCUAUGCUGAUACUGGGUGCAGAUACGACCUCUUUUGGCUUUGUCUCAGUGCUUUAUCGUUUGGUCUGUUAUUUUUCCAAGAAGGAUUGACAAGAUGUUAAUUGAAAUACCAUGAGAUGAAGACAAAUCUCGUUUAAAUUUGAUGCCAAUUUCGCACAUUUUUGGUCUACAGUAACAAUUGGAUAAAAAUAGAGGAUAUAAAAGGGAGCAAACAUUAAAAUGUUAUCGAUACAGACAUUUAAUAGAAUGCUUAGUAUUCAUAAAAUAUGAAAAUAAAUUUAAAAAGUUAAUUGAUCCAA
Molecule: messenger RNA, 1633 nt
Organism: Drosophila willistoni
Lineage: Eukaryota; Metazoa; Arthropoda; Insecta; Diptera; Drosophilidae
Product: cytochrome P450 12b1, mitochondrial-like
Exons: 9
Coding region: 558-1424 (288 amino acids)
Source: RefSeq, a predicted model, not a curated record